This is a messenger RNA of Colletotrichum karsti, 579 nucleotides long. Its product is annotated as RNA binding protein. Bases 1 to 579 code for a protein of 192 amino acids. The transcript has 4 exons. The record is from RefSeq and is a predicted model, not a curated record. Gene Ontology annotation, biological process: translation reinitiation; formation of translation preinitiation complex. Gene Ontology annotation, molecular function: translation initiation factor activity; mRNA binding. Lineage: Eukaryota; Fungi; Ascomycota; Sordariomycetes; Glomerellales; Glomerellaceae.
AUGGCCGACAAUGCAGAGUCCUCAGGCGAGCCUCAAGGCCGCCAUGUAAUCUAUUGCGGCGUCUGCACUCUCCCCCCCGAGUACUGCGAAUAUGGAGGCACCGUGAAGAAGUGCCAGGACUGGCUCGAGAAGAACCAGCCUGAGAUGUUUGCGAAAAUCUGGUCUGCAGAGGCCCUCGAACAAGCGACCGCGUCCCUGUCUGUAGACGCCCAGAAGCGAGCUGCGAAGGACGCCCAGAAGAAGGCUGCUAAGGCUGAGGCGGCCGAGGCGAAGCACGCCGACAAGAUUGCCAAGAGCACCGUCAUCAUCAAGAGAAUUGAACGUAACAAGAGGAAGUUCGUUACGUCCGUCUCCGGUCUGGAGCACUUUGGACUCGAAAACAAGAAGGUCGCCAAGGAGUUUGGGAAGAAGUUCGCUACUGGCUCAUCCGUCACCAAGACCCCAAGCGGUGGCGAGGAGAUCGUUGUGCAGGGUGAUGUUAGUGACGAGAUUGAGGAGUUUUUGCUGGAGAAGUACAAGGAGAUACCCGAGGACAAUAUUGAGCUGGUGGAGGACAAGAAGAAGAAGGCAAGCUCGUAG